GCGGGCGCGCCGGGGAGGGUGUCGGCAACAACUCGCGCUGUGUAUGGCCUAGCGCAGGCAGCUGACCUUUGAGGAGGAAAUCGCUGCUCCCGGCUCCUUCCUGUAGUAACAGCCGCCGCCGGAGCGCGGGCCCGCACGCUCGGGGAGCCGCGGGGUGCACAGCCCGCCCCGCAGACGGCUUGGCCGGGCCCUACCAGGUACGUGAACAUGGCAGGCUGGAUCCAGGCUCAGCAGCUGACGGGUGAUGCCCUGCGACAGAUGCAGGCGCUGUACGGCCAGCACUUCCCCAUCGAGGUGCGCCACUACCUGUCCCAGUGGAUCGAGAGUCAGCCCUGGGAUGCCAUCGACGUGGACAAUCCUCAGGACCAAGUCCAGGCCACCCAGCUUCUGGAGGGCCUGGUCCAGGAGCUGCAGAAGAAGGCGGAGCACCAGGUGGGGGAAGAUGGGUUCCUGCUGAAGAUCAAGCUGGGCCACUAUGCCACGCAGAUGCAGAACACGUACGACCGCUGCCCCAUGGAGCUGGUACGCUGUAUCCGACACAUCCUCUACAAUGAGCAGAGGCUGGUCCAAGAAGCCAACAAUGGCACCUCGCCUCCCAGCAUUCUCGCUGAUGCCAUGUCCCAGAAACACCUGCAGAUCAACCAGACAUUCGAGGAGCUGCGGCUGGUGACUCAAGACACGGAGAAUGAACUGAAGAAGCUGCAGCAGACUCAGGAGUAUUUCAUCAUCCAGUACCAGGAGAGCCUGAGGAUCCAGGCCCAGAGAGCCCAGCCGGGGCCGCUGAACCCCCAGGAACGCCUGAACCGGGAUACGGCGCUGCAGCAGAAGCAGGUGUCCCUGGAGGCCUGGCUGCAGCGGGAGGCACAGACGCUGCAACAGUAUCGAGUGGAGCUGGCCGAGAAGCACCAGAAGACUCUGCAGCUGCUGCGGAAGCAACAGACCAUCAUUCUGGAUGAUGAGCUGAUCCAGUGGAAGCGGCGGCAGCAGCUGGCGGGAAAUGGGGGUCCCCCUGAGGGCAGCCUGGACGUGCUGCAGUCCUGGUGUGAGAAGCUGGCAGAGAUCAUCUGGCAGAACCGGCAGCAGAUCCGCCGGGCUGAACACUUGUGCCAGCAGCUGCCCAUCCCCGGGCCUGUGGAGGAGAUGCUGGCCGAGGUCAACGCCACCAUCACGGACAUCAUCUCGGCCCUGGUCACCAGCACCUUCAUCAUCGAGAAGCAGCCCCCGCAGGUGCUGAAGACCCAGACCAAGUUUGCAGCCACCGUGCGGCUGCUGGUCGGGGGGAAGCUGAACGUGCACAUGAACCCGCCCCAGGUCAAGGCCACCAUCAUCAGCGAGCAGCAGGCCAAGUCGCUGCUCAAGAAUGAGAACACCCGCAAUGAGUGCAGCGGGGAGAUCUUGAACAACUGCUGCGUGAUGGAGUACCACCAGGCCACCGGCACCCUCAGCGCCCACUUCCGGAACAUGUCGCUCAAGAGAAUCAAGCGUGCUGACCGUCGGGGCGCAGAGUCGGUGACGGAGGAGAAAUUCACUGUCCUGUUUGAAUCCCAAUUCAGCGUGGGCAGCAACGAACUGGUGUUUCAAGUGAAGACCCUGUCCCUCCCCGUGGUGGUCAUUGUCCAUGGCAGCCAGGACCACAAUGCCACUGCCACAGUGCUGUGGGACAACGCAUUCUCUGAGCCGGGCAGGGUGCCCUUUGCCGUGCCCGACAAAGUGCUGUGGCCGCAGCUCUGUGAGGCGCUCAACAUGAAGUUCAAGGCUGAGGUGCAGAGCAACCGAGGCCUGACCAGCGAAAACCUGGUGUUCCUGGCACAGAAACUCUUCAACAGCAGCAGCAACCACCUGGAGGACUACAGCAGCAUGUCCGUGUCCUGGUCCCAGUUCAACAGGGAGAACCUGCCCGGCUGGAACUACACCUUCUGGCAGUGGUUCGACGGGGUCAUGGAGGUACUGAAGAAGCAUCACAAACCCCACUGGAACGACGGGGCCAUCCUCGGCUUCGUGAAUAAGCAACAGGCCCAUGACCUGCUCAUCAACAAGCCCGACGGCACCUUCCUGCUGCGCUUCAGCGACUCAGAGAUUGGAGGCAUCACCAUCGCCUGGAAGUUCGACUCCCCGGACCGCAAUCUGUGGAACCUGAAGCCAUUCACCACUCGGGACUUCUCCAUCCGAUCUUUGGCUGACCGGCUGGGGGACCUGAACUAUCUCAUCUAUGUGUUUCCUGACCGACCCAAGGAUGAGGUUUUUUCCAAGUACUAUACCCCAGUGCUUGCCAAAGCCGUGGACGGGUACGUGAAGCCACAGAUCAAGCAAGUGGUCCCUGAGUUUGUGAACGCCAGUGCAGACUCUGCGGGGGCCAACGCCACGUACAUGGAUUCGGCCCCCUCCCCUGCCGUGUGCCCCCCAGCUCACUAUAACAUGUACCCUCCGAACUCUGACUCCAUCCUGGACCAUGAAGGAGAGUUCGAUCUGGAUGAGACCAUGGACGUGGCGCGUCACGUGGAGGAACUGCUGCGGCGACCUGUGGACUGUCGCCCGGUGGAUGGGCUGCAUCCACGUCUUUCCCCACCUGCUGGCCUUUUCAGCUCGGCCCGGGGCUCGCUGUCCUGACUGUCCCAUCCCCUCCUUCCCGGGGCCAAUACUCUGUGUGAACUGAUGCCCGGGCUGUGAUUUCAGUGUUGCUGUGACACAUCACGCUUUCUGUGGGCAGCAUGAAUGUGUGUGUGUGUGUGUGUGUGUGUGUGUGUGUGUGUGUGUGUGUGCAGUGCUAAAUGGAUGGGCACAGCCCCCAGGUCCACCAGUGGUCCACCUAGCAGCUAUCCAGUGCUCCACCUAGGUGGCCCUAAUAGCCUUUUCUCCCCUAGCCCACUGGGUCUGUUUUUGAGGUAGCAGAGACAGGGCAAGGCCUCGUGGCAGGUGAGUCUGGGCCUGCCACGGAUCAGCAUUUAAUUGCAUGAAAUUCUGUUUAUUUGGGGACCACCCCAGCAAGUAUACUUAGGGUACUAUGAUGUGUAGGGAUGGGUAGGUGUCUCCCAGGGUCCCACAUAAAAAACACUCUCCCUGGUCCCAGAUAAUAUGUUAGUGAUUUUUUGUUAUUAUUUUGU
This is a messenger RNA of Suncus etruscus (white-toothed pygmy shrew), 3101 nucleotides long. Its product is annotated as signal transducer and activator of transcription 5A. The coding region runs from base 208 to 2607 and encodes 799 amino acids. The transcript has 19 exons. Lineage: Eukaryota; Metazoa; Chordata; Mammalia; Eulipotyphla; Soricidae. Gene Ontology annotation, molecular function: RNA polymerase II cis-regulatory region sequence-specific DNA binding; DNA-binding transcription factor activity, RNA polymerase II-specific. The record is from RefSeq and is a predicted model, not a curated record. Gene Ontology annotation, biological process: regulation of transcription by RNA polymerase II; response to peptide hormone; cell surface receptor signaling pathway via JAK-STAT.